UAUCAAUGUACCCUCAAGGCCCCAUUGCCAUUAAGAAGAAUAAGCAAAAGAGGAUCAAACUGUUGGAGAGCAUUAAGAAGGAUAAGGAACUAUGGAAGCAGACUAAGGACCAAGUGAAACUAGAACAGAUUAAGGAAAAAGAAGAGAUGAUCCGUAAAAUUGAGAAGCAGCAAGAAAUGGAAGAGGAGCUCCGGAUGGAAAAGGCCAAGUUAGACCAUAUCAGUGAUAAAUAAAAGAGAAAUUGAAGAGCAGAACAGAAAAAGAGAGGUAGAAGAAGAAGCUAGGAAAUAAGCUUAAUAAAGAAAAACUUAAGGAUGAAAUCCGAAGGAAGAAGCUCAAGAUCGCCCAACAGAAAGAAACUGAAGCACUUGCACAGCAGUACAGGAUAGAACAACAAAGGAGAGAAGAAGAAAACCGGAAGAAAGAGGAGGAGAAAUAAGCGUCUUGAAGAAGAGGAGGAUCAUCGAUUAGAAGAGCAAAGACAAUUAAUGCAAAAGCAUAUUGAAGAACAAAAAGCGAGGCUUGCUAAAUAACCCCAGUCGGACCUCCCGUAACUCACAUCUAGGCACUGAUGAGGAGCUAGAAUUGGCUAAGAGGAAGAAAAUGAAUUUUAACAUUCUUGAGAACCUGAAGAAAAGAGAGAAUAAGCCGUCCCUGCUUGAGAAUUCCUUCCUAGAAAAACGGGAGAAAAUUUUGAAAAAGAAAGAAAGGAUUGAGAAGAAGCAUGCAACUUCAUUAUCACCAGUGAAGCCGCAGAAGCCGAAAUAAGUUUUCAAAGAAUUCUCCGAACAACUCUAAUAAACUUCGUGAGUAUCGUGACCAGAAGUUGCCACCUAUUAACCUGAAGUCUACACAAAGAGAGAGCCUGGAAAGGUCAAGUCUCAAUGGAGGAAUCAAGACGAAGAAAAACCAGCUUAAGAAGAAAAUCACUUUGAAAAGAAUAGAGUUGUCUUCCUCAGUUGAAAGGGAACAGAUGGAUAAUGUGAUAAAAAGGAAUAACAAAAUUGAGCUCUUUAACCGCCUUAAGCUCCUCGACUCUAUCGGAGCAAAGGACGAGCGACAGAUCGGACCCCUCCGCAUGGGGUAUAAGAAGAGCAUUAAUGUGAGCAUCAAUCCUAUGCGGGAAGAAUCUCAGCCUUAUGACCGAUAUCCUGAGAGCCAGAGUUUGCAAACCCAAAGUUUUGAUGGAUAUAAGGCGAGAAAGCAAAGGUAUAGCAAGAAUGGGUCCCUAGAGCAAACACCUUUAGCAAUGAACUACCAGAAUGGUUCUUUUAAUACAAAAUUCCGGACCCGAAGGGCUACCAAAGAUUAUGCAACAGAGAGCACAGGUGUUACCUCUGCUGAGAAAAUUACACUAGAAUCAAAAAGAAGAAUGCAAUCUCUGAUAGAGCUUAAGGCUAGUAAGAACUUCACACCUAAAAACAAGAUUCCUAAUGACGAUAUUGAUUACUUCCAGAAUGACUCCCCAGGCCUAGUUCUCAAUGUACUGGAGAACGACCAGAUCUCCUCAAAAUACUCUAUAAGGACAGGGAAAAUAAAGUCUAAAGCUACUAUUUCAAAAGAACUUCUUGCAAGGGAGAUCGAUAUGCUCAAUGAAGGAAUCGACCCAGCCUUUCACUACUUCAGUCAGGAUUUUGACGAGCUAGCUGGACAUAAAGACCUGACCAAGAAUGCUACAGAGUGGAAUCAGAAUAUAUCACCGAGUUAUCUAUUAGGGCUCAAAAUCAAGCAGCGGCAGAAAGAGUACUGGAAAAAGAGGAUUAGGAGAGAUUUCAGCCCUGCCCUGUAUCACAAGGAGAAGAAGUCCAGAUAUGACGACUUUAGCCUCAUCCAAGAGCUUGAGAAGGUAGAAGAAAGGGAUAGCUCUAGGGGCCGAGUCCGGCUCAAAAAACUGUAGAUUCUUUAAUUU
Messenger RNA from Moneuplotes crassus, 1909 nucleotides. Lineage: Eukaryota; Ciliophora; Spirotrichea; Euplotida; Euplotidae. The record is from the annotation of a GenBank genome assembly.